CUAAAUCAGAACCCGUGGUGCCCGUACGCACCUGGUAAGGAUGGCUACAUGUUUGUAGGCCUCGGAGGAGACGCCGUAAAACUCGUGGAGCCGGAACAGCGCGCGCUCUUUGUCAACGUCUCUGAGGACCAGAAGUCCAAACUGUUCUUUGCCGGAUUUUAUGAGGUAUGCAAGGUGGAGGACGUGACGCUGGAUGAAUGGAAUACAAUACCAGACUAUGUCAAAUCUCAAUAUUCUCAGACCACGAAGGACAAAGUGGCGGAGUGUUCUCACAUGUCUGUCCGGGAUAUCAAGGCGCAAUACGACAUCGGCGUUCGGCGAGCUCCCUGUCGAAGGCUUCGUUUCCUGGGUUUCCGUAACCCAAAAGACCCUUCGCGCGACGCUUACCAGGCGCUAAUCACCCAUUUUGCUACCCCGCCUCGCACUGCGGCCGCCGCCACAAAUAAAAGGAAAAGCGAGGAUCGCCUUUCGAAUGUCAGGAAGACAAGGGUGCGAUUGUCCCUGCCCCAGAGGCCUUGA
Molecule: messenger RNA, 519 nt
Organism: Gloeophyllum trabeum ATCC 11539
Lineage: Eukaryota; Fungi; Basidiomycota; Agaricomycetes; Gloeophyllales; Gloeophyllaceae
Exons: 2
Source: RefSeq, a predicted model, not a curated record